Molecule: messenger RNA, 821 nt
Organism: Schizophyllum commune H4-8
Lineage: Eukaryota; Fungi; Basidiomycota; Agaricomycetes; Agaricales; Schizophyllaceae
Product: 40S ribosomal protein S23
Exons: 5
Coding region: 58-495 (145 amino acids)
Biological process (GO): translation
Cellular component (GO): ribosome; cytosolic small ribosomal subunit
Molecular function (GO): structural constituent of ribosome
Source: RefSeq, a predicted model, not a curated record
GUUUCGCCCAUCGCUUACCACCGCCAGCCCCGCCGCCGCAGCGUCAAGACAUAAGCAAUGGGCUCCAACAAACCCCGUGGACUUCAGGCCGCGCGCAAGCUGCGCAACGAUCGCCGCGAGAACCGCUGGGCGGACAAGGCGUACAAAAAGCGCGCCUUGGGCAACAUCUACAAGACGUCCCCCACUGGUGGAUCGUCCCACGCGAAGGGCAUCGUGCUCGAGAAGGUCGGCGUUGAGGCCAAGCAGCCCAACUCUGCUAUCCGGAAGUGUGUCCGCGUGCAGCUCAUCAAGAACGGCAAGAAGGUCACCGCUUUCGUGCCCAACGACGGUUGCCUGAACUUCGUCGACGAGAACGACGAGGUCCUCAUCUCCGGCUUCGGUCGCCGGGGUAAGGCAAAGGGUGAUAUUCCGGGUGUGCGCUUCAAGAUCGUCAAGGUCUCUGGCGUCGGUCUGCUCGCCCUCUGGAAGGAGAAGAAGGAGAAGCCCCGCUCAUAAAUUCCUUCCUCCUACGUAUUACUACCCGUUUGCAUGUCGAAUGCUCUCCUGCGAUUUUGGGCCCCCGCGCUGUGACUAUAUGACACCCAUGUUGUACGCUUCACAUAAGAUAUGCCGCCUAUGCCAUUCUCUACCUCCCUCCCAAAAGUAGCGUAUGCUCUUCCUUUUUUCAGCUUCGGUUCAGCUCGCCUCUGCGGUAUCGAUGAGGGGGAUGCGGUCGGGCGUGGGAUAUGUUUGACUUGCCUGGUGACUUUUACGUGCGGGCGGCAAGAGGACGUUUGAACGCGAAUGGGUUGCGGUACUGCCGCACUUGCCCUUGUUUCCUG